AUGGAAAAAAGUAUUGAAAAGAAUGAUGGCAGCGGGGAGCUGGAAGAGCCAGGCAGCUGGGCAGGACCGAUUAUCCAUUUGUCUUUUAUAUCACUUAUGCUGUUGGUUAUGUCAUUUGCCAGUUUAGCAGUCCACAUUCGCAUCGGCAACGACACAUACGCGUUCAAGAACAUGGGUCUCUGGGAGUUUUGUUUUAGCAGAUUCCAGUCACACUUUCCUUUGCCGGCUACUUCACAACUCUUUCAUUUGCUCUCCAAAGGUUGGCUGAUGGCAGUGCAGGCUUUUAUGACGCUGGCCUUGAUAUUUUCCUGCUCUGCCCACAUUGCCUCAACAAUGCUUCUUGUUCGUUGGCCGCUCAACUUCACAUUCCGAUACCAGUGGCAGAUCCUGUCUGCCUGUGCACUAAUGAAUGGUUUGAAAUCCUUUUGCCUCUUCCUGUUGGUGGCUGUCUUUGGUGGACAAUGUUGGAGACGUGACUGGAUGCUCUACCCAAAUUUCAACUACCUCUCUUGGUCGUACGCGUUUGCCGUAAUCGCCAUGUUCAUCGGAAUGGCUGCCACAGCCAGUUUCUACUUCGACGCCAAGAGGACAGUGGAACGCAAGAAAGCCAACAGCAAUCUAGUUGUUCAGAUGCAAUCACACGGCAGCCAGAUUUACAUCUGAAAAUGUGUGCCUCACCCUCAAAUAUUUGGGCUACAAACAGUUGCAACUGUGAAUCUCUUUAUCCAUCAUUCCGUUCCACAAUGUCACCUCCGUCCAUUGCUUAAAUUUAAAUCGUUGAGUGAGCUGUAAUGUUUCUCUUUUUUAAAUGUAAAGUAGUUUUACCAGAAACUUGUUUGGGGUCUUACCUGGAACUCUGGUAGAGCGGCAGAGGUCAAGGAUGUAGUCCAUGGUUGUUAAUUCGAUGUUUCCGUCCAUAAUGAGCAAACGACAGUUGGCUAUGUCCCCC
This is a messenger RNA of Daphnia carinata, 949 nucleotides long. RefSeq lists its product as uncharacterized. Gene Ontology annotation, cellular component: septate junction. Lineage: Eukaryota; Metazoa; Arthropoda; Branchiopoda; Diplostraca; Daphniidae. Gene Ontology annotation, biological process: regulation of tube size, open tracheal system; septate junction assembly. The transcript is spliced from 6 exons. The record is from RefSeq and is a predicted model, not a curated record. Bases 1 to 663 code for a protein of 220 amino acids.